Messenger RNA from Momordica charantia (bitter melon), 1011 nucleotides. RefSeq names its product palmitoyl-monogalactosyldiacylglycerol delta-7 desaturase, chloroplastic-like. Gene Ontology annotation, molecular function: palmitoyl-[glycerolipid] 7-desaturase activity. Gene Ontology annotation, biological process: very long-chain fatty acid biosynthetic process. Lineage: Eukaryota; Viridiplantae; Streptophyta; Magnoliopsida; Cucurbitales; Cucurbitaceae. Gene Ontology annotation, cellular component: endoplasmic reticulum membrane. The record is from RefSeq and is a predicted model, not a curated record.
AUGGUAAUGGACGCAUCGAAGGAACCGAAGAUAAUUGUGAAGUCUCCAAUGUCAUUUGGGAGGAGAAAAUGGACCAAGAUGGAUAAGACAAAUGCUUGCAUUCUCCUCUUUUUGCAUGUGCUUUGUAUUUUUGCACCUUUUCAGUUCAAUUGGAGUGCAUUUUGGAUUGCUUUUGCAUUAUAUAUUAUUACAGGUCUCUUCGGUAUCACUAUUUCGUAUCACCGAAAUCUUUCACAUAGAAGUUUCAAGCUCCCUAAAUGGCUUGAAUACUUAUUUGCUUACUGUGGAGUUCAAUCACUUCAGGGCGAUCCAAUUUAUUGGGUGAGCACCCAUAGGUAUCAUCAUCAAUUUGUUGAUACUGAAAAAGACCCACACAGUCCUAUUCAAGGGUUUUGGUUUAGUUAUAUUUUUUGGAUUUUUGAUUCCAAUACUUUAACAAAUAAAAUGAGUAAUUUUCAAGAGAGACCAGAUAGAAGUACAUCCGUGAUGAUUAUGAAGCACAAUAGACUCGAUAAUGUUGGUGACUUGAAGAARCAAACGUUCUAUACAUUUAUCCACAAUACAUAUAUUCUACAUCCAAUUGCUCUUGCAGUCAUACUCUAUGCUGGUGGAGGAAUUCCUUUUCUGAUAUGGGGAAUGUGUGUGAGAAGUGUAAUGCUUUUACAUGCAACAUAUUUGGUGAAUUCAAUAUGUCAUUUAUGGGGAAAACAACCAUGGAAAACAGGCGAUUUGUCUAGAAAUAAUUGGUUGAUAAAUUUGAUUGCAUUUGGAGAAGGUUGGCACAAUAACCACCAUGCUUUUGAAUAUUCCGCUAGGAUGGGCUUUGAAUGGUGGCAGUUUGACCCGGGUUGGUAUGUUGUUAUAUUUCUUCAAGCCAUUGGAUUGGCCACUCAAGUAAAAUUACCCUCUCAAAGCCACAAGCAAAAACUGAGUUUAAUCAAUACCCUUCGCACAUUUAGGAUUAUUUUCCCCGAUUUCACUGACUGGCUUUUAGCUUAUCGGUAUGCUUAG